AUGCCUAGUUACACCAAGUUCCUAAAGGACAUCCUAUCAGACAAAUGUAAGGUACGGGGACAUGAGACAAUAAUGCUAACUGAAGAAUGCAGCAUGAGAAUUCAAAAGAAACUCCUACCAAAAUUGAAGAGUUUCCCAGAGAUCAUUGAAUCACUGAAUUCAGUGACCCCUGGGAAACUUUUGCAAAUUUCAGUGACCUCAUGGAAAUCAUCCAGGAGUUUUACUGUCCCUUGCACUAUUGGUGAAGUGUAUUUUGAUAAAGCUCUAUGUAACCUUGGUAUAAGUAUGAAUUUAAUGCCUUUGUCUGUUUUCAGAAAACUUGGAUUGGGAGUGGCCAAGGCUACCACUGUGACAUUGUAG
Messenger RNA from Olea europaea var. sylvestris, 360 nucleotides. RefSeq lists its product as uncharacterized. Lineage: Eukaryota; Viridiplantae; Streptophyta; Magnoliopsida; Lamiales; Oleaceae. The coding region runs from base 1 to 360 and encodes 119 amino acids. The record is from RefSeq and is a predicted model, not a curated record. The transcript is spliced from 3 exons.